AUGGGAUUUACGUGCACCUUGGCACCCAUCAUUCAAGAACGUAAAGAUUACAAUGAUAAUGUGUGGAACAGCGAAUGUCGAGCAUCUGUGGCUUGUAUGUUCCUCUGCUUUUUCAUGUUCUGCUUCGCGAUAAUCAUUCUGGGUGUGGCUAUCUGUUGUCAAACCAGUGAUUAUUGCCUGGGGAUUGCUAUCGCCACACUGGCCGCGUUAUGCGCAUUCUUUGGGACCACAUCGUACGCCACAUUUAAACACGGCAAUUGCGAGUUCAUAGACGCAUUCAAACGACCCCGUCAUCCGAAAGAGAUACCAUCAAACGGGGAAUGGUUAUUCGGAAACAUGGCCUCUGGUUUUGCUCUUUUCAUCAACUCCAUGCUGUUGGUCAUACCACAAGCUAAGAAAGCGUGA
This is a messenger RNA of Echinostoma caproni, 405 nucleotides long. NCBI's taxonomy places the organism in Eukaryota, Metazoa, Platyhelminthes, Trematoda, Plagiorchiida, Echinostomatidae. The record is from the annotation of a GenBank genome assembly.